Phytophthora nicotianae INRA-310 is the source of this 1425-nucleotide messenger RNA. Its product is annotated as triose-phosphate isomerase. Gene Ontology annotation, molecular function: triose-phosphate isomerase activity. Gene Ontology annotation, biological process: glycolytic process; glyceraldehyde-3-phosphate biosynthetic process; gluconeogenesis. The transcript has a single exon. Bases 89 to 841 code for a protein of 250 amino acids. The record is from RefSeq and is a predicted model, not a curated record. Lineage: Eukaryota; Oomycota; Peronosporomycetes; Peronosporales; Peronosporaceae. Gene Ontology annotation, cellular component: cytosol.
GGUCGAACAUAACUGACCCGUGUCAUGAGCUCAAUUUGCAGUCUCACAAUUCAAUCUCCCUGCAAGCAGCAAGAUCUAAAAGUCUAGAAUGGCUCGUACGUACCUCAUCGGUGGCAACUGGAAGUGCAACGGCACGGUGCAGUCCGUCAAGGACCUGUGCGCUGUUCUCAACAAGGUGGAGAUCACCUCGGACAAGGUCGAGGUGGUUGUGUCGCCCCCUGCGCUCCACAUUGACCUGGCCAAGUCGCUGCUGCAGAAGAAAAUUGCUGUGAGCGCGCAGAACGUUAGUCUGACUGGCACGGGCGCCUACACGGGCGAGAUCGCUGCCGAGCAGCUUGUGGACUUCGGUCUGGAGUGGACUAUCACGGGCCACUCGGAGCGUCGUGCCUACUACAACGAGACGGACGAGAUUGUGGCCAAGAAGACCAAGCGCGCGCUAGACUUGGGCCUUAAGGUCAUUUUCUGCAUUGGCGAGUCGCUCGAGGAGCGUGAGUCCAACAAGACGAUGGACGUGCUUAUCCGUCAGACGGAGGCUCUGGCUAACAUCGUCACUGAGGCCGACUGGGCCCGCAUUGUCAUCGCCUACGAGCCCGUGUGGGCUAUCGGCACGGGCGUUGUGGCCACUCCUGCUCAGGCCCAGGAGGCCCACAAGGAUCUGCGUAGCUGGAUCACUAGCAAGGUGUCCCCCGAGGUGGCUGAGAACGUCCGCAUUAUCUACGGCGGCUCUGUCAAGGGCGACAACUGCGAGGAGCUCAUUGCGCUCGCUGACGUCGACGGCUUCCUGGUCGGCGGCGCCUCGCUCAAGCCUGAGUUUGAGAAGAUCAUCAAGAGCGCCCUAUAAGUGCGACACCGUACUCUUGAUGGUGAUCACCUAAUGCGUUAAUACAACAACAAUAAUCGAACCCAUAUACAUGCACAACCUUCGUUCAUCGCUGCAUGAAAGACGAUGGCCAGCAGUAAUCCGCAGCUUUACACCACGAUGGGGUACGAGGCGCAGUCGGCCAGGCCGCACAUGUUGCUGCCACGAGCGAUCUGGAAGAAGCCGUCCAUGCCCCACUUGGUGCCCCAACUGUUCUUGACGAUCCAGUGGUCCUUGCCGUCCUCCACGCCAUAGCCCACAGCCAACACGGCGUGGUUCACAUCUUUUUCGCCGGAGUGACAUUCCUUAGACUCGUACACUCCAGACUUGUAGAACCUGAAGUCCGAUACCACCUGGAAGGCGAUACUCACGGGACCAGUAGACCCCACAGCAGCCUUCAGUUCGUUCUCAUUACGAGCCGUGAUAUUCACCACUUGGUCCACUUGAGCACCAACAUGGUAUGUGUUGAACUUGCAUUUACCCUCCUUGGCCUCAUAAGGGUAAGUCUAUCAUCAAGAAUAGUUAACGUAACCAAUGUAACAAUACAAAGAACAAGUCCACCAGCA